GUGACGUCGACCAGGAGAACAGUUCUCGACGGCACGAGCCGUCACGACACACAUGCGAUCGACACUCGCCGCGUCCUAAACGUAGUACGUGACCGGAUGCUGAGAAACAGUGAGAGACGAACGACGAGUCCCAAAGUGCCUUCCUCGCUCGCGAAAGCGUCGCUGAUCUUCGGGUCGAGUGACCGACAUUUUUUAGACUCGUUGACCGGAAAGUACUGAAUUUUUUAUUUUUUUUUUUUACCAGAUUGACUGUAAAUCUAUCCAGGAACGCGUUUUGUGACACUUGCCGGAUUUAUAUUUUGAGCGGAUACAGAGAGAACCGGGGAGAGAAGCUGUUGGUCAUCUCUCGACUGAUUGGCGCUCAAAAGCUCGCUGUGGCGCUUUUCUAAUCGAGCGAUCGCAAGGCCGCGAACUUUUUGUGAAACGCGAGCGUUCUUUCGUGUUCACAGAAACGGCUUUUUUUUCUUUUUUAAUUUUAACUACCAACACGCAAAUCUCUGUGUUGUGUGGCAUAUGUGGGAAGUAAAUUCGUCAGAACGAGUGCGUUUUUUUUUCGCGGCGUGUGCAUCGAGUUCGAUUCAAUUUCCUCGCCAGUUGAUCGUCCGAUCGAAGACUCUUCUCGACGACCUUGACCCUACGGGGGGAGUAGCCGCGACUACGUUGGCCAGUCGACGUGAACGCACGCCGGGUAAGCUUCGGGAAUUCACACGGACUGUCGAUAAUAAAUCAAAAAGAGACAAGAAACGAGGGGAUCGUGGAGCGAAAAGUUUUGCCGCUGGAAUUUCCAGCGUGACGCGAUGCGGUCGCGAUGACGCAAACAACUACAGAAGCGACGAUUGACGGAGAAAGUCCCGGAUCGAGAUCCUCUUGUUUAUCUCGAGUACGAGAAAGAAACGGCGCGCGUACAACGAACUCCCGCCAAUGAUUACCGAUUGCGAGCGCGUCGAAUGAAAGUUCUACUAUGCUAAGUUAUGACGACGAAGAACCGACGUCUUCAAGCCUGCACCCACGAGACCUGAUAACGUGGGAGCCGAUCGGUGAAACUUGGCGGUGUGCGAGGGUGGUGUCCGCGGACACCAAAAGCUGGGGCACCUCGAGGACGAGGAGGAGGUCCUGGAGGAGGAGGAGGUGGCUCGCAGGCGGCAGGGAAGGUCGGAGGUGACUACCCACCCCACAUGGACGCCACCCCCAAAGGACCCCCCGUACCCCCCACACCGGAUAUCCUCUCGUCAUUAUCUCGCCGCAGAAUAUCCGACUUGAACGGUGCCUUACGUCGCCGUCGAAAAUCCAGCGGGAAUUCCUCAUCAUCGUUCGUCUUCGUUCGUGCGCGGAGAACGUCAUUGUCAUCAGCGCCGUCAUUUCCGUCGUCGUCACCUACGUGCCUCGGUUCUCUUCGUCCUCUGCGUUUCGCGGUGGAAGGACCACUAUCGCCGAUUCUUCAUUGUUUUUCCAGCGUCCCGCGAUCAGGAGAUUGUCGCGGUCAAGAAUCGUUUAUCGUUGCUGGCAGCGACACCGUCAUCCUGCUCGUAGACAAUUCUACGGGACACCUGGACACGACGGCACUACCGACCGGUUGCCGGGAAGAAUUUUGUACGCAUUGCGUUUUUACACCGCGUCGACGCGCGUUUGAUGCUAACUUCACGACAACAACAGCUGACCAGCGUCGCGUCGGGAGAUCGCUCCGUGUAACGACCGCUAUCUUCCACGUCGGCGGACAUAUCGACAGACUCCGUCCACAAGCGCCUAACUCGAAAGUACAGCCUAAAUCUAAAUCACGCGAACAAUGUCGCGCAGCGCCACGCGGCCUAUGCAAGAAACAGAGAGGCGGAUUCGCGCCAACAAUCGCGAGUACAACUCACAAUUUAAUUAUGCGAACAAUUACAUCAAGACGUCCAAGUAUUCGGUUCUGACGUUCCUACCGCUAAAUUUGUUCGAGCAAUUUCAACGGCUCGCUAACUUUUAUUUCCUAUGCCUGUUGGUGCUCCAGAUGAUCCCCGCCAUAUCCUCUUUAACCCCUAUCACCACAGCCAUACCGCUUAUAGGGGUACUCACGCUCACUGCCGUCAAAGAUGCCUAUGACGACUUUCAACGGCAUAGCAACGAUUCUCAAGUAAACAAUAGAAAAUCCCAUACAUUGCGGGGUACUAAUCUUCGCGAGGAGAAAUGGUCGCAGGUUCAAGUGGGCGACGUAAUCAGAAUGGAGAACGAUCAAUUUGUCGCGGCGGACGUCCUGCUCCUGACGACGAGCGAGCCAAACGGUCUCUGUUACAUCGAAACGGCAGAAUUGGACGGGGAGACAAACCUCAAGUGUCGUCAGUGCUUGCCCGAGACCGCCGAGAUGAUGGAUAAUCACGAGUUGAUCGGCCAGUUCGACGGAGAGAUCGUUUGCGAAACUCCUAAUAAUUUGUUAAAUAAAUUCGACGGAACGCUUACAUGGAAAGGACGAAAGUACGCGUUGGAUAACGACAAGAUUAUUUUACGGGGUUGCGUGCUGAGGAACACGCAGUGGUGCUAUGGCAUGGUGAUCUUUGCGGGCAAGGAUACCAAAUUGAUGCAAAACUCAGGGAAGACCAAAUUUAAGAGGACCUCUAUAGAUAGGCUGCUGAAUCUCCUCAUCAUCGGGAUAGUGUUUUUUUUACUUUCCUUGUGUCUGUUCUGCAUGGUCGGCUGUGGUAUUUGGGAAAGCUUGGUGGGCCGUUACUUCCAAGUGUAUCUACCGUGGGACUCGUUAGUGCCGAGCGAGCCUAUCACCGGUGCCACAGUGAUCGCCCUGCUCGUGUUCUUUUCGUACUCUAUCGUGCUGAACACAGUGGUGCCAAUCAGUUUGUACGUGAGUGUCGAGGUCAUCCGAUUCGUUCAGUCGUUUUUGAUAAAUUGGGAUGAGGAGAUGUACUACGCGCCCACGAAAACGCACGCUAAAGCUAGGACUACCACGUUAAACGAGGAGUUGGGCCAAAUAGAGUACAUAUUUUCCGAUAAGACCGGGACAUUGACGCAGAACAUAAUGACUUUCAACAAGUGUUCUGUGGCGGGCAAAUGUUACGGCGACGUCAUCGAUGAGAUUACCGGCGAGGUCAUCGAUUUGAGCGAGACGGACAGAGCUGUACGAACGCCGACGAUGCGAUGGAAAAGCGGACAGGAAUUCGUACGUCCAGUUUAUACACCAUUAAGUGGUCCGAAUGUACGUCUUCUGGAACAAGACAGAGUGUCCUAUGCAACACCGGAACCCGGCAUCAACGGCAGCCCAAAGAUUCCGCACAAGUCUUCAACAAUGCCACCCUUGGAUUUCUCGUUCAACAAGGACUACGAGCCCGACUUCAAAUUCUACGAUCCCGCGCUACUCGAGGCCGUCAAGCGAGAGAAUCAGGAUGUUCACAGUUUUUUCCGACUGUUAGCACUCUGCCACACCGUAAUGCCGGAGGAAAAAAACGGCAAGAUCGAAUACCAAGCGCAGUCGCCCGACGAGGCUGCGUUGGUGUCCGCCGCUAGAAACUUCGGUUUCGUCUUCAAGGAGAGAUCGCCCAACAGUAUAACAAUCGAAGUAAUGGGAAAGAAAGAGAUUUACGAACUGCUCUGUAUUUUGGACUUCAAUAACAUGCGGAAGAGAAUGUCCGUGAUUUUGCGAAAAGACGGCCAUCUUCGAUUGUAUUGCAAAGGUGCGGAUAACGUUAUUUACGAGCGACUGAAGAAGGACAGCGAGGAGAUAAUGACGAAAACGUUGGAUCACCUGAAUAAGUUUGCGGGUGAAGGCUUGAGAACAUUGUGCCUUUCUGUGAGGGACUUGGACGAAAGUUUUUUCAACAAUUGGAAACAACGACAUCAAGAGGCGGCGUUGAGUCAUGAGAAUCGGGACGAUAAACUUGACGCGAUAUACGAGGAAAUAGAAAAAGAUAUGUCGUUAUUAGGUGCUACUGCCAUCGAGGAUAAAUUACAGGACGGUGUGCCCCAGACCAUUGCCAAUUUGGGUCUCGCUGGUAUUAAACUCUGGGUAUUAACUGGUGACAAACAGGAGACGGCCAUCAACAUCGGAUACUCAUGUCAAUUGCUGACAGACGAUCUCACGGAUGUUUUCGUGGUAGACGCCACCACUUACGACGGCGUCGAGGCGCAGUUAAUGCGAUAUUUGGAUACCAUUAAGACCGCAUCGACCCAACAGAAACGACCGACUCUCUCCAUCGUCACAUUCAGGUGGGACAAGGAAAGCAGUGAUACAGAAUACAAUCCUAGUAGGGAAGAACAGGAUGAACACGACAUGGAACAAUCGACGGGAUUCGCGGUGGUUAUCAAUGGACAUUCUUUGGUUCACGCGUUACAUCCGCAGCUGGAACAGCUGUUUCUCGAAGUUUCUAGCCAAUGUAAAGCUGUAAUAUGUUGUCGAGUGACGCCACUGCAGAAAGCGAUGGUCGUCGAAUUGAUCAAGAAAAACAAGUCUGCUGUAACUCUGGCAAUCGGCGAUGGAGCCAAUGACGUGUCGAUGAUAAAAACGGCUCACAUUGGCGUUGGCAUCAGUGGGCAAGAAGGAUUACAGGCUGUAUUGGCCUCCGACUAUUCGAUAGGACAGUUUAGGUUCUUGGAAAGAUUACUUCUGGUUCACGGCAGAUGGUCGUACUACAGAAUGAGCAAAUUUCUUAGGUAUUUUUUUUAUAAAAACUUCGCAUUUACUCUCUGCCACAUCUGGUUUGCCUUCUUUUGCGGAUUCAGUGCACAGACUGUGUUUGAUCCUAUGUACAUUUCCGUCUACAAUCUGUUUUAUACGUCGUUGCCGGUUUUAGCGGUUGGAAUUUUUGAUCAGGAUGUUAAUGACAAGAAUAGUCUAAUGUAUCCGAAGUUGUACGCUCCGGGACUCCAGAAUUUGCUCUUCAAUAAAAAGGAAUUUUGUUGGAGCGCUCUACAUGGGUUUUACGCUAGCUGUGUAUUAUUUUUAGUACCUUACGGGACAUAUAAGGACGGGGUGUCACCAAAAGGUUACGUACUUUCCGAUCACAUGCUGCUGGGCAGUGUAGUAGCCACUAUAUUAGUUAUAGUCGUGACCGUUCAAAUAGCCCUCGACACAUCGUACUGGACAGUUUUCAAUCAUAUUAUGGUGUGGGGCUCGCUCAUCUGGUAUUUUAUUUUAGAUUAUUUCUACAACUUUGUCAUAGGCGGUAGUUACGUCGGCAGUCUGACGAUGGCCAUGUCGGAGGCGACGUUUUGGUUUACCACGGUAAUAUCGUGUAUAAUUCUCGUGAUACCGGUACUGUCGUGGCGAUUCUUCUUCAUGGAUGUCAGACCGACAUUGUCUGACCGAGUCAGAUUGAAGCAGAGACUGGCGCAACUACGUUCCCGUCAAAGCCAGGACAUACUGCGUACACCGUCUACGAGGCGUACGCGACGAUCUCUACGCUCGGGCUACGCUUUCGCUCACCAAGAGGGCUUUGGCAGACUCAUCACGUCCGGGAAAAUUAUGCGCAAAUUGCCAAAUGGUGCUGAUUUUAAGUUUUCUAUGCCGUUUACAAAUAACGUCACGAAGCAGGUUAACGUUGCCACUACGUCACCGAAGGACAACAGUGCAUCUAGAAAUUCGCACACGCUGGACACGAUUAAUUUAUAAUAGUGCGUUAAACAUCUCGUUGAUCGACUCUCGGCAGAUGAGUCCAAAAAAACGCAGGUGAUUCAAGCGAAUGUUGUUUUCGUUUUCUUAAUUUACUUAUUUAUGAAUGUUAAAGGUCAAAAUUUAACGCGGCAAAUUUAUUGAUUUCGGUGUAUCCCAUUGAAAUCGUGAUUCUCUUGAUAUUUGUUUCGUAAUUGAGAGGCACAAGUGAUAUAGUAUUUUGCAGUAUUGUUUUUUUUCUUUUUUUUUUCUUUUUUUUUUGAGAGAAAGCAAGAAAGAGAGAGAGAGAGAAAGGAUCUCGUAAAGAGUUGAUAUGUCUGUGAUUAUGUUACAUUUAAUUUAAACAUUUACAUUAAGGAAAAAAUUCGAACAACAUUAAAGAACUCCUAUUGCGAUCUAUAUCUAAGCGGAUGUCUGUGUGAACAACGAUAACGAUUAUCGAAAAAAUCGAAGUGCAAAUAUCUUCGUUAAUACAUACAUUUAACGCAAUGAAUUCCAGUGGGAUACAUUGAGUUACACACACCACGAUAGAAAGGUAGCAUAUGCUAUUUACAUCUAUACAUCUCUCUCUGUUUAAGCAUUUAUGAAUUUGUUAUUAUUAUUAAUUGUUUGUGUCUCAAACGUUGUGUAUUUACGUGUUCAAUAAUUUUUUUGUAAUUUAUAUCUUUUGCACAGUUUUUGUGAAAUAAGUACACGUGGAGGUAUUCAUAUUUGAUUUGAACUUCUGAUCACGCAAUUAUGUAUGUAAAUAAUAGUACGCUUUAUGAGAUAAUUGAAUAUACUGUAUGAGAAAAUAGCUUAUGCUACUGAAAUGUAGAUAUAUGUAUGUUUAUAACAGUCCUCGUAUAUAUGUGAGAACAAUCCUGAAAAUACCGACAUGUAUGUCGCGGACAAUCUUCGGUAUUUUUCGUUUGAUACAUAGAAAAACAAUUCUCAGACAUGAUUACACAGUCAUGCGGACAAGUGUAUUGCGAAAGAAGAACAAAUGCGAAAUUAUUUUCUUUUACUGAAAUUAAUACGUAUAUAUGAAUAUUAUCGGAACUUCUUUUUGUAAUUGAAC
Pseudomyrmex gracilis is the source of this 6650-nucleotide messenger RNA. It is a transcript of the gene ATP8B, whose product is annotated as phospholipid-transporting ATPase ID. Gene Ontology annotation, biological process: Golgi organization; phospholipid translocation. Gene Ontology annotation, cellular component: plasma membrane. The record is from RefSeq and is a predicted model, not a curated record. Gene Ontology annotation, molecular function: ATP binding; ATPase-coupled intramembrane lipid carrier activity; ATP hydrolysis activity. The coding region runs from base 1784 to 5590 and encodes 1268 amino acids. NCBI's taxonomy places the organism in Eukaryota, Metazoa, Arthropoda, Insecta, Hymenoptera, Formicidae. The transcript is spliced from 15 exons.